Besnoitia besnoiti is the source of this 4122-nucleotide messenger RNA. RefSeq lists its product as uncharacterized. Gene Ontology annotation, biological process: maturation of SSU-rRNA from tricistronic rRNA transcript (SSU-rRNA, 5.8S rRNA, LSU-rRNA). Gene Ontology annotation, molecular function: protein binding; RNA binding. NCBI's taxonomy places the organism in Eukaryota, Apicomplexa, Conoidasida, Eucoccidiorida, Sarcocystidae. The record is from RefSeq and is a predicted model, not a curated record. Gene Ontology annotation, cellular component: 90S preribosome; small-subunit processome; t-UTP complex. The coding region runs from base 1 to 4122 and encodes 1373 amino acids. The transcript has 13 exons.
AUGGAGACCGAUCUCGUCUGCUGCCGAUGUGUGGAGGUGAAGGCCGUUGGCGUCGAGGCGCUGGCUGCUAGCCCCGACAGCCGCUGGCUGGCCGUUGCGCGGAGCAAUGCAACUGUGGAGAUUUACGACACGGCGACCAACUCCCUCUCCGUCCGCCUGAGCGACGAAAGCUGCACUUCGACCCGGUCGCUGCUGUGGGUUCCCGCGAGCCCGAGAGCCGCGGUCGUCGCGUACGAGGCGGCGGCCGCGAAGGCAGGGGAGUAUGUGUCGUUCACGGAGCGACGCAGGGCUCUCGCCGCGAAGCGCGGAGCGGAGGAAACAGACUACGAGAAGGAUGACUUUGCCUGCGACUUGUACGAAUGGCGGCUGCUGACCGCGGGCCUCCACGGCGUUGUCUCCGAGUGGAACCUGCGGACGCUGAGGAUCCAGUCAGAAACGCCGUCCUACGGAGGAGCAAUUUUCUCUCUCUCGGCGCCUCCCCACGGAGCCCCUGCCAACUUCUUCGCGGCCGCAUGCGACGACGGCCGCGUGCGCCUCUUCGCCGUUCAGGGUGCGCCAGCCCGUGCGGCUCUGAGCAGCACCAGGCAGACGCCUGCCGCGAGGAAGCACACCGACUCUGAUUCAGAGUCUGACUCAGACGACGAUGGAAUCGAAGGAGCAGAUGAGGAUGGGAUUCUCCUUAAGGCGUCCCUCCCCAAGACUGCCGCUCGACUUCUUUCUGUCUCUUGGUACGCCCCGGGCCUGCUCUUCGCAGCGACAGCUGCGUCAACCAUCCUCCGCUUCUCUGCCUCCACGCUUUCUGCCUCUGUCUCUCUCUCCGCUUUCACUUCGCAUCUGGGCGCGGGCACGUUCGUCGCGGACGGGAAGAUGAUUCUUGUGAACGCGUCUCAGACUCGUCAAGUCAAUCAACAGAAAGGAGAGAGCGGUGACGAAAAGCUGAACGGCAAGAAAGGGUCAUCUGCGGCUCCAGUCCUUGUCUGGUGCUUGUAUUCCCUCCCCUCGGUCCACCUGCUUCUCAGUGGAGACAGCAGUGGCUGCGUGACGGUAUGGUCAGUGCCCACGUGCGUUGCACUCCGCCGGCUGCAGCUGCAUGCGGCCGACGUUCUGAAUCUGGAGGCGCAUGCAGUGGUGCCGGUUGGCGGCAGCGACCGAGAGGACAGGAACGGCGAGCUCAAGCGCUCGCUGCCGAGGGACCGCGCCAUAGUCACUGUCGUCUCCUGCGGCGUCGACGGGAAGCUCUCAAUAGGGUUCAGGCAAAAGGACGGAGACUGGACUGUGGGUCCGGCCAAGUAUCCGCACGCGUGCGACAUUCGAGGCCUCGCGCUCCUGCCUCCUCCUCAAGGCAGCGCAGGCAAUCGCAAGCGAUUAGUCCACCUCGCGCCGCCGUCCUCGCUCGUGGCUUGGACUGGCGCUGUCGAUGGCGUGGUGCGAUGCACUGAGCGGCUCACGGGCAUAUCUCGCGUGCGAGGCCCGGCGCCCACGCUGCCGUUUGAUCCGCUGGCGGCUGGCGUGCUCCCGCACAUCAACGUCGCGGCCAGCGGCAGGGACGGUCUGGUCUUGGCCUGCAGUGACAACGGCCUCGAGCUCUGGAACAUCAGUCCGCUGUCUUCCUCGCCAUCGAUGUCGCUUCUCUCCUCGUCUCCCCUUGCGUCCUCGACGUCUUUGUCCACUUCGUCUCCUUCCUCUGCGUCCAUUGUGAAGCUGCUGCGUGUCAGCCUCCGCGACUCCCUGCGGCCGCAGUGUGGCGAUAUCGCGCCGGACGGGACGCUCGUGGCGGCGGGCAGCAGGCGUGGCCUCCACCUUUUCGGUCUCCACCUCAAAGAGCUGGAAGUCGUCGACGUGGAAGGCGGCUCGGGGUGCGACUCCGUGCGCGACGUGCGAGCUCUCCGGUUCAUCAGCGACACUGUCCUCGUCUGCUGCUGCUCCGCCCGGCCGAAAAGCAGCUCGCGGCGACGCUUCUCUUUUUCUUCCCAAAAAGAGGGGUCGACUCACACAUCUCGCACGGACGCAGGCGAAGGGGAGGGGGAGGAAGACGCAGAGGGGAACGGCGCGCAUGCAAACAAGACUCGCACGACGGCGGUGUCGCUCGCGGCGGCGGCCAUCGAGUCCGAGUGGAAUGCUGUCCGAGACACGGGAGCCGAAGAACGGUUCGGCUCACUCAGUGGCGGGGCGUACCGCGUUGUCUGCCUCGAUGUCUGGCGAGGCGGAAAGGUCCUUGGAGAACUCGGCGUUUUCCCAUACCCGGUUCGAUCCUUCGAGACCUCGGACGACGGCGCUUUGCUCUCUUGCUUGUUUUCGUCGGGAUCUCUUGUCGUGGUGUCGCUCGCGGAUUUUUCGCCGCUGCGUUUCUUUCCCGCUUUCCCGCUGUCGGCCGGGAUGCCGAUCGUGUGCGCGUGCUUUUCGCCUUCGCCGAGCGAGGAAGGAGGAGCGGGCGAAGAGAGAAGGGGUGAAAGAAAGCGAAAGAUUUGCUUGUUCUCUUCGCAAAGGCAGUACUGCGUGGUGCCGCUGCUCGACGACGAGAGCGCGGGAGGAGAGAGGACCGAAAGACGGCUCAAGGAGGCGGCCAGAAACGCCGACGGACAAGGGGAUGUCCAUGGACGGGGAGAAAAGAAAAUCAAAAUCCGACAGGUAAGACUGAGUAGAAUUUGCGCGUACAGGGCUUUCUUUCUCGCCGACAGUUCUUUCUUUGUUUGGGCUUCGGUCCCUGGCCGCAUGCUUCCUCUGGGCUGCCGCUGCAUUCCUGCGUUUUGCAUUGCGCCGUCCGACGGUCCAAUCGUCAGCGCCGUCUGGCUGGACAAGUCUGCACUGUUUUCGCCGAAGCCGGAGCUGGAGGAGGUUACUGACCCAUGUUCGCCGCAGUCGUGUGCGUCGUUGUCGUCUUCCUCCUCCGUCUCGGCCUCUCUCUCCUCAUCUUCCGUCCUGCUCUGUCUCACUCCGUCUGUUGUCUGUCAUCUGCCUCUCUCUUCGUCUUCGCGACUGACGCGCCUGGCCUCCCCGCUUUCGAUCCCACUCAGUAAACCCGUUUCUUGCUCCGUGUCGUCUUGUGCUCGGUCCGCUAUCUCCUCCGCAUCUGCGUCACCCGCCGCGCAGGGCUCGAACGCGCGCGACGAAGACGCAUGCGAAGGCCUGAAGAGAAAGCGAAGACGAGGCAAAUCUGGAGAUUCCAGCGCUGUGGCUUCCUCCAGUGGAAGCAGUGGAUCAGAGGCGGAGGAGGAAGAGGCGGAGGAAGCUGUCAACUUCUCGUCGUCGCUCGCCUCGAGCACCUUGACUCGCGGCACUGUGAGCAUCCAUAUUCGACGCGCACCUGAGGCGCUCUGUCCACGGUCCCUCGCGGCGGCGUGCUCUUCGUCCCUUCACAUGCCGCCGUCACCUUUUUCCGCUUCCUUCGCCUCCCCCCACGUCUCGAUAGCUCCCCUGCCCCUCUACGCCUCGGGGCGGCCUUUACGUUCGCUUGCGGUCUCGUCUCCUCUCCACAACGGCGUCUUCGAACUUCUGUCUCCGUCUAUGCGUCACUUGCACCUCCUCCACUCUCAGCUGUCGUCGCCUUUCGCAGCAGGAAGGCGAGGCUGCGCAAGGAAGAAGAAGGCGUUCGCUUGUGACGAAGAGUCCCGAUGCUCUGCCGCAAGCUCGCCUAGUCCGAGAACGUCUUUGUCUACUACUUGUUCUUCGCCUUCCUCUUUUUGCUCGGGGUUCGCCGCGUUCGCCGAAAACGGGAGAUACGACGGCGUGCUGUCGGAGGUCGCUGAAGGGAAGAAAAAGAAGAGACAGAAGAGAGCGGACGGAGGGGACGAAGAGGAGUCCAGGAGCAUUCUUGUCGCUGAGCGACAAGCAAUGGCGCUCGAGCGGGACAGGCAGGGAGCGUGUGCGCCCCUCUUCCAUGACAAGUCCCGGUUCUUCGUCCUGCGGCGCAGCCCUGGCCAUGGCUUCCUGUCUCUCCUCUGCGUGCCUCAGCGUGAGGAGAAGAAGAAAGGCAAGCGCGUCGCGGCAGAGAACAGAGCCAAGAAAGAAGAGGAGCAGCAGAAGACUCGGCAAAUGCUCAUGAUUGUCGAAGCCCUGGAGGGCGCCGCGGGAGAGCCCGAGGGCAUGCCAGCUCCGUUCAACAGAAAGCGUUACGGAACGUAG